AUGGAACUUCAGAAUCUAACAAAGGUCUCAGAAUAUUACCUGCUGGGACUCUCAGAUGAUCCAGAACUUCAGCCCUUCAUACUUGGGCUCUUCCUCUGCAUGUACCUGGUUGCCAUACUUGGAAACAUGCUCAUCAUCCUGGCUGUCAGUUCUGAUUCCCACCUCCACACCCCCAUGUACUUCUUCCUUUCCAAUCUGUCUUUGGCUGACAUUGGUUUUAUCACCACCACAGUCCCCAAGAUGCUGGUGAAUAUGCAGGCACACAGCAAAUCCAUCACUUAUGCAGGUUGCCUAACUCAGGUGUCCUUUUUCUUCCUCUUUGGCUGUUUGGACAGUCUACUCCUGGCCGUGAUGGCCUAUGACCGGUUUGUGGCCAUUUGUUAUCCCCUGCACUACCUGGUUAUCAUAAAGCCCAACAUAUGUGGCUUCUUGGUUCUGGUCUCAUUUUUUGUGAGUCUUUUGGACUCUCAGAUUCAUUGCCUGAUGGUAUCACAACUUGUCUUCUGCAAAGACGUGGACAUCCCUCAUUUCUUUUGUGAUGUUCCUAAGCUUCUCCAUCUUGCAUGUUAUGACAUAUCCACCAACUAUAUUGUUAUAUUUCUUGUUGGGACCAUCUCUGGUUUUCUCCCUAUAUCAGGAAUUAGUUUCUCUUACUAUAAAAUUGUUUCCUCCAUUCUGAGAGUCUCAUCAUCAGGUGGGAGGUAUAAAGCCUUCUCCACAUGUGGCUCUCACCUGUCAGUUGUUUGCUUAUUUUAUGGAACAGGUCUUGGGGUGUACCUCAGUUCAGUUGUCUCAUCUUCCCCAAGGGAGGAUGUGGUAGCCUCAGUGAUGUACACUGUGGUCACACCUAUGCUGAAUCCCUUUAUCUACAGUCUGAGGAACAAGGACAUCAAAAGUGCCCUGUGGAGGAUUGUCAGCAGAAUAGCCUAA
This is a messenger RNA of Phacochoerus africanus (Common warthog), 930 nucleotides long. Its product is annotated as olfactory receptor 7E24-like. The transcript has a single exon. Gene Ontology annotation, molecular function: olfactory receptor activity; G protein-coupled receptor activity. Lineage: Eukaryota; Metazoa; Chordata; Mammalia; Artiodactyla; Suidae. The record is from RefSeq and is a predicted model, not a curated record. Bases 1 to 930 code for a protein of 309 amino acids. Gene Ontology annotation, cellular component: membrane. Gene Ontology annotation, biological process: G protein-coupled receptor signaling pathway.